Molecule: messenger RNA, 648 nt
Organism: Orbilia oligospora ATCC 24927
Lineage: Eukaryota; Fungi; Ascomycota; Orbiliomycetes; Orbiliales; Orbiliaceae
Exons: 5
Coding region: 1-648 (215 amino acids)
Biological process (GO): tRNA wobble adenosine to inosine editing
Cellular component (GO): nucleus; cytoplasm
Molecular function (GO): zinc ion binding; tRNA-specific adenosine-34 deaminase activity
Source: RefSeq, a predicted model, not a curated record
AUGGCCGACUACUACUUCCCCCUCAAAGAUGAAACCCUUAUCAGAGAAUACUUCAUGCGACAGGCUCUCGAAAUGGGUGAGCUUGCACUUUCUAUCGAUGAGGUUCCAGUCGGGUGUGUCUUCGUUCUGGAUAACAAGGUUAUCGCCAAGGGUAUGAAUGAUACGAAUCGUUCUCUUUCCGGCCACCGCCAUGCGGAGUUUGCUGGGAUCGAAACUGUUCUGUGCAAGUACCCAGCCUCCGUUUUCAAGAAUGUCGAUUUGUACGUCACGGUCGAACCUUGUAUCAUGUGCGCAUCUGCCCUCAGACAACUUGGAAUCCGUGCCGUCUAUUUUGGAUGCUCCAACGAUCGAUUCGGAGGGUGUGGUGGAGUCCUUCACGUCAACUUGGAUGCUGGAAUCGAUAGGUGCUAUCCGGCAAUUGGAGGCAUCUUCCGUGAGGAGGCUAUAAUGUUGUUGCGACGAUUCUAUCUCCAAGAAAACGACAAAGCGCCGAAUCCGACCGCGAAGCGGAACAGAAUCCUGAACACGAUCGUCGAGAAUAUGAGCAUCGACAAUACGCGUUCGGAUGCACUCCUUGAGGCAGAACUCGCUGAGACUUCGUGUGAGCCUCUGAAACUAGCAUCAGCAGCCACCAUGGCAGUAUAUUGA